AUGAGUGGUAGCAGUAGCAUGAAGGGAAUUGAUAAAGUUAUUGACGUGGCGAGCGAAAAUCAAGCGAAGAGAAAUGCUGAGAAAAUCAAGCCAAUCGUGGAGAGUGUCCUUUUUUGUGGAAGACAAGGUAUAGCUCUAAGAGGUCACCGCGAUCAUGGUGAGUUUGAUUUGAAUUGCGCGCCUGUUGAAAAUGAAGGAAAUUUGCGCGCACUGCUACGGUUACGUGUUCAAGCUAAUGAUAAAAACAUCAUUGAACAUUUUCAAAACUGCGGAAAAAAUGCAACCUAUAUUAGUUGGAAGAUCCAAAAUGAAAUACUAGCGGCUUCACAUCGUGUGAUUAAGGAGAAAAUAAUCGCUGAAGUUAAAGAUGCAAAGUUUUUUAGUAUCUUAGCGGACGAAACUUCUGAUGUCUCGACGAUGGAGCAGUUCUCUCUCUGCUUGCGUUAUCUGAAGCGAGAUGCGGAAAGCAAGUAUACAAUAUGUGAGAAGUUUUUAGAAUUUGUUCCUGUUACUUCUACAACCGGCGAAGCUUUAGCAAAUACAAUUGAAACUGUGCUUCGAGAGAAUAAUCUAGACAUUGAGAAUCUGAGAGGGCAAGGCUAUGAUGGAGCUGCAUCAAUGAGUGGCAGUUUCAAAGGUACUCAAGCUAGGAUCGCUGCGAAAUUCCCGAAAGCUCUGUACGUACAUUGUGCUUCCCACAGUCUCAAUUUGGCACUGAGUAAUUCAUCGGGCAUUAGACAAAUUAAAAAUUGUUUCGGCAUAAUCGAGAAGUUGGCGGUUUUUUUCAAUACUCCGAAACGGGAAGCAGUAUUAAAAAAACAGAUUAACGCUCACGCUCCUGAGUCCACACGACAAAAAUUGAUGAAGCUGUGUGUUACAAGAUGGGUCGAACGCCAUGAUUCUGUGAUGGUAACCGGGGACUUACUAAUACCAGCAGCAGCAGCGUUAGAAGAAAUCGGUGAAUGGGAUGACCGGGAUUCAUCGUCGCAAGCUAACAUUCUUCUCAACGCUAUCAGACAGCCUGAGUUUCUGAUCGCUUUAUCAACUUCUGAAAAAUUGCUUAGCUAUACAUUAAUUUUGAGUAAGCAACUCCAAACAAUUGAUUCUGAUUUAGUGUCUGUGAUUGAUCAUGCCGAAAAUGCUCUUGCGCAAAUUCAAUCAUUGAGACAAAACGCAGAAGAAGAUUUUCAUGAAAUAUUUGAGGCCGCUAGUGAGAAAGCAGCCUUUCUGGGUACUGAGAUAAAAAUUCCAAGAAGAGUUGGAAAACAAGUUCAUCGCGAUAAUACACCAGCGGGCGAUGUAGAAGAAUAUUUCCGAAGAACUGUUUUCAUACCCUUUGCAGAGAGUCUAUCGGGUAGUAUCGAACAGCGUCUAAUGAAACAUCAAGAAAUAUUGAAGAGUUUCGUUUGCCUUCUUCCCAAAUAUUAUCAACAAGAGGUGGCGAAGUCCAAAACAAAACGUGAAAUUGAAAAGGAGCUAGAAAUAGGAAUAAAAAAAUUGGCUACUACAUAUGAAAGUGACGUUGGAGCAAGUAACAUCCACGUCCUUACGAGCGAACUCAAAUUAUGGCAUUCGAGUUUUAAAGGAUCCGAAAAUCUGCCACGGACUGCAGUUGAUUGUCUGAAUCAGUGUAAAGAGAGCGUAUACCCGAAUGUAUGUACAUUGUUGAAAAUUUUUGCUACUCUACCAGUGACCACCUGUACUGCUGAACGCUCGUUUUCAACGCUACGUCGAUUAAAGACUUACCUUCGUAACACGAUGACUGAAAUUCGACUGAAUGGGCUAGCUAGUCUCAACAUCCAUCGUGAGAUUCCUGUGAACUUCGCGGAAAUUCUAGCUAUUUUGAAAGAAUCCCCAAGGAGACUUGAGUUUGUUAUUUAG
Molecule: messenger RNA, 1881 nt
Organism: Photinus pyralis (common eastern firefly)
Lineage: Eukaryota; Metazoa; Arthropoda; Insecta; Coleoptera; Lampyridae
Product: 52 kDa repressor of the inhibitor of the protein kinase-like
Exons: 1
Coding region: 1-1881 (626 amino acids)
Molecular function (GO): protein dimerization activity
Source: RefSeq, a predicted model, not a curated record